UAAAUAAGCAGCUUUGCCUCUCACCACUCUCCACUUCACUUCACUUCACUCUUCAGAUUUCAGACAAACACAUACAGCAGCAUCACCAGCUCAGUUAAUUGCAAGCAAGAAUAAACAAGCUCGAUCGAUCACUGUGAUAAUAUGGCGGGGAAGCUGUACCAGCUGAUGUCGAGGAUGCACCUGGCGAGGAGCCGGUCGUCGUCGUCGUCGGCGGCGACGGCGGCGGCGGCGGCGGCGGACGUGCCGAGGGGGCAUUUCGCGGUGUACGUCGGCGAGAGGCGGAAGCGGUUCGUGAUCCCGACGGCUUACCUGAAGCACCCGUCGUUCGUGCUGCUGCUGAAGCGGGUGGAGGAGGAAUUCGGCUUCGACUGCCACCGCUGCGGUGGCCUCACCAUCCCCUGCGCCACCGAGGGCGACUUCGCCUCCUUCGUCGCCGAAGCCAUCGCCUCCGACGACCACCACCACCACUAGCUCGCUGUUAAUUAGUUAAUUAGUAGCUUCUAGUUAAUUAGCUAGCUAUGACGGCUCGGAUUUUUGUGUUCUCUUUUCUUGUUGCUGAGGAUUAAUUGGAAUCCUUCUUGCUGAUGAGAUCGUUCGUUGUACUACUUGUAUGAUAACAUCAUUUGAUGGAAAGUUGUUGCCAAUUUCGACCCA
Messenger RNA from Oryza sativa Japonica Group (Japanese rice), 654 nucleotides. Its product is annotated as auxin-induced protein 15A. The record is from RefSeq and is a predicted model, not a curated record. Gene Ontology annotation, biological process: response to auxin. Lineage: Eukaryota; Viridiplantae; Streptophyta; Magnoliopsida; Poales; Poaceae.